CCUAUUGUUCUAGGUUUGUCUAGAGAGAGGAUGGAGGGAGUUCAGUCCUGAACUAAAUGAAAGCUGGAACUUAUGGUGGAGGUCUUCUGGAUUUCCUGUAAGCCAUCAUCGAAGUUUAUACGCUUGGCAAUAUAUAAACCACAUUCCAAAAGGCUCAACGAUAUGUAGAAAAGAUAACCUAGUUAGAUAUUUAAGGUGCAUGAGGAAGGUGUAUGGAUCUAUAUACGACUUUAGUCCUCAUGGGUAUAAUUUGCCGCUGGAAUACACAAAGCUUGCUGCUGAAUGCAGCAGAGGUCGACCAGGAAGCGGCAAAGACGAUAAAUAUUUCGAGGACAAGCCGAUAUGGAUCUGCAAACCUGUUGCUCAAAGCCAAGGACGAGGUAUAUUCUUAUUUAGGAAACUUAGCGAAUUGAACUAUGAUACGAAUACAAUAGUACAACGAUAUAUCGAGAAGCCCCUGUUGAUAGGAGGCUACAAAUUCGAUCUGAGACUCUACGUUUGUAUUCCUUCAUAUCAUCCAGUGACAAUCUACAUGUACAGAGAAGGACUAGCCCGAUUUGGAACAGAUAAAUUCAGUUUAAGCGAUUUAAGGAACCCAUUUCGACACCUGACGAAUUGUUCUAUUAACAAAUUAGGACCUGGGUAUACGGAAAUGAAGGAUAGAAUAGGAUCAGGGUGCAAAUGGACACUCAGGCAACUGCGAAGAUAUUUCCAACAAGCUGGAAUAUCAGAUUGGCUGAUGUGGCAAAGAAUAACCUCUUUGGUUGUUUUGACUGUAUUGAGCCACGUCAGUCAGAUACCACCAACGGUUAACUGUUUUGAGUUCUUCGGAUUCGAUGUUCUCAUAGAUGCGUCCUUGAGGCCAUGGUUGCUAGAGGUUAAUCUAAGUCCAGCUCUGAGCAACGACUGUGAUGCAGACCGUUUAGUGAAGAAACCGAUGUUGCACGAUAUGUUUGACCUCCUUGGUCUACCCCUCUACAAUACCGGCCUUUCUGUGUUUGAUAUAUUUACUGAAGAGAAUAAUGAAAAUAAAAAUGACCAGAACUGCAAAAUGAGUCUAACAAACACGGUUUCAGUAGUAAAUGCUGCAGGAAGAUGGAGAAGAAAACACAAGAAAUCAGCUGUGACACGGAACCCGUCAGCUAUUAGGAGCAAAAGCCGGGUAAAUUCUGCAAACGUACAGAAAUCUUAUAUCAAUUUGCCAAAGGUCCAAGUAGAUAGCAAAAAUUUUGCUGCGCCGCAGUAUCUCGUGGGAACAAAGGUACCAGUAUACCAAAUUGUGGAAGAUGAUUUGAAGAAAAACGACUACAGGCCAUGGGGAAACGGUCGUGACUGGAAUCUUCCAACAGCACGAGAAGGUGGAUGGGUUAGAAUUUGGCCAUUCCAUCUCGAAACUACCAACCGAAAUCCGAAUAGUAAUAGUCAUGUGAAAAGUAUGGUGAGCAAGGUGACAAAAUUCACCAGGACAGCGAAGGAGCUGGCCAAUAAGCACCCUACGGCAUCAGAAGGACAGCUUAGCGAGUACUUGCUAGAAGAACUCUGCAUGACUGGAGACGUCUGGAUACCACCCGUUUGAGAAUACAUGUUCUUUUCUAUACUGCCAAACAAGCCUUCUAAUCUUUUGCUCUAAUAUGAUGUGCUGCCAAUAUGUAUUCUUCUAAAAGCACGUCGAGUCGUUUACGCAAAAGUUUUGCUCAAAAUUUCCCGGUAAGGUUCACGUAUGGACAGUCCAAAAAUUCCUCAUCAAUCCUUCUUUAACGUUAUGAUCAUUGACUGCAUGUGAUGUUCAUUGGACUCCGGGAUAAAUAAAAAUCAUUCUCCAUUAUACAGGGUGGCGCAUCGAAAACGAAACAGCCGCAUUUACUGGCAGCUCAAUUUUUUUUUGAAAAAACGCUCAGACCCGUCGAUUUUGUUUUCGAGUGGCCACAAGUUUGGCAAAAAAUCACGUUAGCACGUGCAGCCGCCUAAGCGGGGGUGACACCAUCCCCAAAAUCUUAAAUGGAAAGGGGGGUCGAGUGAUACCUCAUUUUAAAGGUCUUUCAAUUCCCUUUAUAAUGAUAUAAAAUUAAUGUAAAUUAAUGAAUUUUAUAAGGAUGAAACCUAUGAGCCUUUAGAAUCCGUUGGACAGUACGUCGACUAACACCACACACAGUCUCCAAUUUGCGGGUACUUAACGUAGGAUCUACAUAAACUUGCCCUAAAACCCUCACUUAUGUUGCUUCGUUCCUUAUGGGAUUUUCAAUGUUGCGUUUUUUAUUGGCGACUGACCCAGUUUCCCGAAAUUUAGCUACAAGUUCUGGAACCUAUUUUCGAUAUACGUUACUGUUGCAGAAGUGAAUUCUUUUAGUCUAAUUUUUUCUGAAAGUAGUACAAACUAAUCUGAUGGACCUAUUAAAGUCUACUUUAAGUUUUAAAUCAAUAAAUCUUCAAAACUACUGAACUGAAGCUCAUGUAUUUGACAUCACUAUAAAGGGAAUUGAAAGACCUUUAAAAUAAGGUAUCACUCGACCCCCUUUCCAUUUAAGAUUUUAGGGUUGGUGUCACCCCCGCCCAGGGGGCUGCACGUGCUAACGUGAUUUUUUGCCAAACUUGUGUCACCCUCGCAAACCAAAUCGACGGGUCUGAGCGAUUUUCCAAAAAAAAAGUCUCGUUUUCGAUGCGUCACCCUGUAUUUCAUCAUCAGAGAAAUUUUCAAUUUGUCGUUAUUGACAGUCAGUGUAGCUUACCGAUUUCAAUCACUAUAGGGAUUUCAUUCGGAUUAUUGCUUUGCUUGGACAUAAUUGUACGAUUUUUGUUUGAGCUUGUAGAAAAAACAUUUACAGAAACACAUUACAGAUUCACCUGUACAAUGUCCAAAAUGUACAGUGAAGGUUCUAGAAAACAUGUUGAUAACAAUAACUAAACGUUUGUCUACAAGUUUGAGCAGAUCAACUAAAAAAUAUUCUACUGUUUACAAUCGAUAUGUCACUGCCUUGAUUCUAUUUGAAAUAAACUCUUCAGAGCAUAA
Acanthoscelides obtectus is the source of this 3007-nucleotide messenger RNA. The record is from the annotation of a GenBank genome assembly. NCBI's taxonomy places the organism in Eukaryota, Metazoa, Arthropoda, Insecta, Coleoptera, Chrysomelidae.